UCAGCCUCCCUCUCUCUCUUUCCCCACCCCCUUUCUCUCUCUCUCUCUCUGAAAACUCCUUUUAUUUCUUCACCUCCAUCCUGCUCCUUACUCGCUAGGCUAGGAAACUACAAGCUCUAGGCAACGAAGAUUUCAUUAGGUGAACAUGACAAACUCGGCGAAGCUGAACCGGACAAUGGGACUCCAAAGGUCAUCAACUUCCAAUAAGCAGAAGGUGCAACCCAUCACGAAAGUAGUUAAGAAUGACGAGAACAGUGUCGAUCUUUCCUUAGCAUCAAUCACCUCAAACUUGCAUGAUAUCUCUACCCCUAAUGGACCAAUCUCCUCAGAUUUAGCUUAUAAUUCAUGGGUGGCCGAGCACCCUUCUGCAUUAGGCUCAUUUGAUCGGAUGAUGAAAGCAGCAAAAGGGAAGCGGGUGGUUGUUUUCCUAGACUACGAUGGGACCCUUUCACCAAUUGUUGAUGAUCCUGAUCGUGCCUUCAUGUCUGAUGAGAUGCGUGCAGCAGUGCGGGAAGUUGCCAAGUAUUUUCCAACGGCAGUAAUUAGUGGAAGGAGUAGAGAUAAGGUAAAAGAAUUUGUACAGUUAAGUAAUGUAUAUUAUGCUGGAAGCCAUGGGAUGGAUAUAUUGGUCCCAACAGGGCCACUAAAUCCCUGUGAUGCCAAGAACCACACUGCAGCCAUUGAUAAAAAGGAGAGUGACGUUCUCUUUCAACCUGCUAAAAGAUUUCUGCCUGCAAUCCAAGAGAUACGAACACUGUUAGAGGAGAUAACCAGGAAAGUAGAAGGUGCUAGGGUAGAGGACAACAGAUUCUGCAUUUCUGUUCAUUUCCGCAAGGUCCGGGAUGAGGAUUAUGACAUAUUAGAAGCAAAGGUGAAGUACGUACUUAAAAACUAUCCCGAAUUUCAUCUCACCUUGGGCAAAAAGGUCUUGGAAGUACGGCCAUCCAUAGAAUGGAACAAAGGUCAUGCCCUAGAAUAUAUACUUGACACUCUUGGAUUCAGCAGUUCCAGUGACGUCCUCCCGCUGUACAUUGGGGACGAUCGGACUGAUGAAGAUGCUUUCAAGGUGAUACGAAGUAGAGGACUAGGGUUUCCGAUAAUUGUGUCUUCAACCCCGAAGGAUACCAAAGCUUGCUAUUCCCUGCACGAUCCGUCAGAAGUUUUAACUUUCUUGUUGCGGCUUGCAAGGUGGAGAAAAGAGUCUUCUUCUAGCAGGUCACUUGCUCAAAUUUGGGGUCCUGGGAAUUUACCUAGAUCAGUCAAUUAACUAGAUUUUGUGCAUAAACAUUUAAGAAAUAUUAUUAGGAUUAAGGUCAGUAUUUGUUAUGGCCUUAACAACCCUAAUAUAUAUAGCUAAGUUAUCGGUCGAUGAAAAUGAAGGAAUAGAGUUACUUUUUGUUGUUGGAGAAGGCAUAGAGUUUCACUGCUAUGUUUUAGUCUGUUUCAGUGAAACUCUGGCCCAUCCCCAUGCAUUUAACAUACAUACAUACAUAUGUAUGUGUGAAUGUACGUAAUUUCCAGCUUUUUUUUUUUAAUGUGUCUGGUGUGUGCUGUAUCAUGAAAUAUUGUGCAUAUACUGGUUAAUAUUGGAGUAUUUUCAUG
Malus domestica (apple) is the source of this 1602-nucleotide messenger RNA. Its product is annotated as probable trehalose-phosphate phosphatase C. The record is from RefSeq and is a predicted model, not a curated record. Gene Ontology annotation, molecular function: trehalose-phosphatase activity. NCBI's taxonomy places the organism in Eukaryota, Viridiplantae, Streptophyta, Magnoliopsida, Rosales, Rosaceae. Gene Ontology annotation, biological process: trehalose biosynthetic process.